Messenger RNA from Fusarium subglutinans, 1731 nucleotides. RefSeq lists its product as uncharacterized. Lineage: Eukaryota; Fungi; Ascomycota; Sordariomycetes; Hypocreales; Nectriaceae. The record is from RefSeq and is a predicted model, not a curated record. The transcript is spliced from 4 exons. The coding region runs from base 1 to 1731 and encodes 576 amino acids.
AUGUCUUUCGUGCAAGACGCAGAAAUGCAGCAUUAUGCGCGGCUGCAGCUGGACAACAUCGAUGUGUUGCUCUCACAGAACCCAGGGGAAGGUGAAUUGUCCGAUCUUGAGAAGGAAGCGAUAGCAAUCCGUCCCUACUUGCAACUCGUUGCCGUAGGGGCCGUAGAGUUCAAUGAAGAAGCUGUUAAUGCUCGAGUAAACAAAGGCUUCUCUACCCCCGAGUAUGAUCUCCCAGGGCUUCGCGCUACAUCUCCUUCGGCCGCGGCACCCACUCGUCAGGUCGAUGGACUCGUUACCGCUGCUACUGGCCCCAUGGAUCAACAAGCUUGCAUCAACGACGACAUCUAUUCCGACGACAACGCUGGUGCUCCCCCUGUGGCUCUCUCGAAGUUGGAGACUGUUCACUCAAACAGUAGCAAGGCCUCAAAGGUCACGGAAACUGCUCUUGCUUUCCUCUCCCAAAGUGAUGUGGGUCACAUAAUUGAAGCCCGGACCCAGAGUUCCAGUCAGUCAAUCUCUUCCCGAGAGGCAGAACAGGGCUCCCCUUCAAAGGACUCCACUACUCGCGAUGUCGAAAGUGUUGGCAUUGAGGCUGCAUCCCCAGCACCAGCGACUCACCUCCACCACAAUGAGGCGCGCGAGGGCCUCAUUUCUUUUGAUGAGGAUCCCACUCCUGCCGGUACUAUCCCGACUACUAUAACAGAUGUUUCGCUUCCUACAAGCACUUUCGCCAAGGAGUGGGAAGAGGCCGAGAGUGACAAUGUCGCGCUCGAUGUCUCCCCGGCCACAGCCCACCCUGUCGAGUCUGAGACCGAGCUUCCGGUGCAAACCUCUAAUGCUGUCUCCCUCUCCACUAAGGGAACUACUUCAGCUCCAGGUAAUGAGUGCACUAUCUCUGCCGAGCCACAGUGCGAUGCGGUAUCCAUCACCGGUGACGACGCAAUUACACCUACAACCAGUGUUCACGAGAAUAACAAUGUUAUCAAGUGCUUCAAAUGUGGCAACGACUGUGAUGAGAAUGUCAUCACAUGCUCUUGCAGCCAUCAGUAUUGUGCUGGUUGUCUUAACGACAUAGUCAAGGCUUCUAUCCAAGGGCCUACUUCCUUCCCUCCUGUGUGUUGCGAGAUUCCACUCCCUGUUGACAUCAACACUUCUAUCUUCGAUGAGAAGACUUUGUACGAUUUCUUGUGGAAGAAAUUUGGGGCGUCUGACAUCGGUGAAAAGGAUAUCGGUGAAUGCAGUGAUAAGUCACUUCCCUCUCUCCAUCCUCGCCCGUCGACUCCUUUUACCCCAUCUACCCCAUCAGUUCCCUCUCCUCCCUCGCUUUCGACAGAGGAGAAGUCGGAGUACUCCUUCAAUGGAUUUGGUGAAGAAGCAGCCGACAAUGAAGGUACCAAGUGUCACGUGUGCCACAACACUAUUGAGAAAGGCUUGUAUUGUCCUAACUGUUGCUACCAAUGCAACAAUAGCAGAGCGGACUGCAAAUGCGACUGGUGGGAUGGCCGCCAGCGCCGUGAAAAGGGUAUGGCUAUCGCCAAAGCGUCAACCUUCCAAACUGCUCAACCACAAGUUGCGCCCUUUCGGGGGCAGCGAAAGCAGUUUGGGGGAAUAUUUGAACGCAACACUAGAACCCAUCGUGCCGAGAUCCAGAAUGGGGCUUGCCAACACCCAUUGAUGAAGCAAGUCAAUGCACACGCUGCAAAUACUCAGUUUGUAAGCAUUGUGGUAUGA